Molecule: messenger RNA, 1680 nt
Organism: Branchiostoma belcheri (Belcher's lancelet)
Lineage: Eukaryota; Metazoa; Chordata; Leptocardii; Amphioxiformes; Branchiostomatidae
Product: kelch-like protein 3
Exons: 5
Coding region: 1-1680 (559 amino acids)
Molecular function (GO): protein binding
Source: RefSeq, a predicted model, not a curated record
AUGGCGGACAGCAGCGCUAAAGCUGACAAAGAGGUAAAAUGUACCCUGAGUGACCCAGCGUUCGGCGGCGACAUGUUGUCGGUACUGAACGACCUGAGAGCCGAGAAAGUCCUGCUGGACGUGACGGUUGUUGCAGGGGAGGAAGAGUUCAGGGCGCACUCUACAGUCCUGGCCUACGGCAGCGACUACUUUCGGGGUUUGUUCGCAUCUGGUAUGAAGGAGAGUCAUGAGAAACGUGUGGAUCUGAAAGACCCCAGCGUGUCAGCUGAGGCGUUUGGUCUCCUAUUGGAGUUCCUGUACACCGGGCAGCUUGUGGUGUCCUCGAUGAGCGUGUACGAAGUUCUAGCAGUCGCCAACCAUCUGCAGGUUGCAGACCUGUACAACAUGAAGAACCUACAGGAGUCGCUAGAUGCCGUAGCUGCAGAAGAAUUCAUGGAAUUGACCAGCUCCGAGGGCUUCAUGAAGUCUGCUACCAAGGACGAGUUGAUCAAGCUCUUACUGUUUGAGAAUCUUGUGGUGCCAUCCGAACAGCAGGUGUAUGAGGCGGCCAUGCGAUGGCUGACACACGACGCCGGCCGGAUGGAGCAUGCAGCGGCGGUGCUCAGCCAUGUGCAGCUCGCCCUACUCGAUGUGGACGUCCUGUAUGGACAGUUGGAGACCGACUUUGGAGCAACACCAGAGGGGAGGAACCUCAUCCUGGAAGCGAUGGGCUAUCACGGCCUCUCUCCCGAGACCAGGCGAGGUUUAAACUGGCCACGGUCGAAGCCGAGGACACAAAAUAACAUUAAGACGUCGCUAGCUUUGGGUUCGACAGCUCAGAUCUUCACAGCGGAAGGAUGGAAGCAGAGCAGCGAUGUUUCGCUAGGAGACAGUGGGUCAACUGUCAUCGCAGCAGCUGUUGUUGGGAACGUGCUGUAUGUGCUGUUUUCAUCAUCUCCACAUUUCAAGUCCUUUGACCCAGCAACCAGCACCGUUAACACGCUAUCGUCACCUGAUGGAAUAUCGUCGUAUGGCACAAACAAAGGACAGAUGGUUGUUGUCGGAGCGAGAUUGUUCCUUGUAUGUUGUGGUGAAAAGAAAGCCUGGUGUUUCGACAUUACAGUGGGUCGGUGGACAAAAAUCCCGCCUGUAACCGUGAUCGAGGAUGGGGUGGCCCUGGCAAGCUGUCAGGGAGUUGUGCUUGCCGUCGGUGGUAAUCAACGAACCACGGGGCAAGACGGCAAUUAUACGGAUACGCCAGCUUCAACAGUCCAAACCUUCUUCCCGGCGAGGAGUUCGUGGGAGACGGUGUCGUCCACGAACCAACCCCAUGCGGAUGCAACUGCGAUGGUGCAAGGUGACACUGUCUACAUAGGGGGCGGUGUAACGGUCGUCAACGGUAAGAAAGUUGACAACACGACUGUCGAGAUGUGUAAGGUCUUCGUCAAGGAUGGCGUGGCUGUUUCAGCGUGGUCGGUGAUCCAUCAGCCCGCGUGCGUUCACAAGUUCGCCUCCCAGGUCGCCGUCUUCGACCGCAAGGCGUACUUCAUCCUCGGCGGACAGAUGCACUUCACCGGCAAGUUUGUUGACCAAGACCGCACGUCAGAGGAAGACGUAGAGGAGAUGUGUCAGGCGUUUCGGAAGGGUCUCCAAUCACGCUACGUUGUGUGCGUCACUUUGUCAUUAAAGGAGAAAAAAUGA